GCUGAUUUGAUAUUCGAGUUUUGACUCUAGACGUUAACCUCUAAACUGAAACAACUUUCUAUUGUUAUUUGUAAUAUUUUUUUAGUAUUUUUUUGUAAUUAAUCUAAAAUUAUGUUAAAAUUAAUCUAAAAUGAUAUUUCAUAGUUAAUAAUUCAAGUUCAUCCCCUUUCCAUUUUGGUUACAUUCAUGUGAUUUCAAAUUUGUCUGUAACUAAAUAUAGGUUAAGUUACGUGGUACAAAACAGUAAAGUAUUUAAAAGCCCAAAGCUGGUUAUUUAAUUCUUGAUGUUUUUUCUUUGAUUUUGAUAACAUAAAUAAUCAUGUCUAGCUCUGAUAAGCAUGUCGACCGGGAUUUAGAUCUCUCCAAUGCUGGUAGAGGAGUUUGGCUUGUAAAGGUGCCAAAAUACGUUGCAAACAGAUGGGAGAAAGCAUCAAGCACAGUAGAAGUUGGAAAACUCAAAAUUUCCAGGACUCCUGGUCAGAAGGCCCAAGUUUCACUUUCUCUUUCUGAGUCAAUAAUGUGCCUGAAAGAGCCCGGGGAAGAAAAUAUUCCAAAGGAACAUCGUCUUGAUGUUUCAAUGGUAACCAGGCAAACGCUAGGAGUGUUCUCUCACUACACACCCAAUCCAAAUGCAGAUGCUAUUGUACCAGAACCAGAAAAAUUGUGCCUUGAAGGAAAAAUUGUCCAGAAGCUAGAAUGUAGACCAUAUGCCGACAGUUGUUAUAUGAAAUUGAAGUUGGAAUCAAUCAAAAAAGCAAUGGUGCCCAAUAGACAAGUUAAGCAACUUGACAAAAUUGUACAGAACUAUAAACCAGUUUCCGAUCAUAAGUCCAAUAUUGAGUACGAAGAAAAGAAGAAAUCCGAAGGCAAAAAGGCUCGUGAAGACAAGGAUGUGGUUCUAGAGAUGAUUUUUGCUGCAUUUGAGCAGCACCAGUACUAUAAUAUCAAGGAUCUGGUUGUCAAAACUCGCCAGCCUGUGGUCUAUUUGAAAGAGAUUCUGAAAGAGGUUUGCAACUACAAUGUGAAGAAUCCGCAUAAGAAUAUGUGGGAAUUGAAGCCCGAAUACAGACAUUACAAAGACCCAGAGCAAACUACGUCACAGCAGCCUUCCACUUCCGACUGAUAUCAUCAAUAUUGAUUGUCUGUGUUUGUGUUGUCUGAUUGAUUGAUUGAUUUCGAGAGUGUAGGUGAGAGUGAACAAGUGCAGUGCUACUUUUAUUUAUCAAUUAUUCUCAAAUAUUAUUUAAACUUUGCGACGAUGUUAUUUAACAUUUGAACUUUCACUAAGCGACGAUAUUUAAACUUUGUGAUGACUUAUUUUCAAUUUGUAUGCACGUGAAAACAAUAUAUUGGAAGAUUAAAACCUUUCUAAUCCUAUGGGAUAAAUUUAUGAUUUCAGUUUUAUUGAUUGAUCACAGUCUCAAUCAGUUCUUUGUUGAAACAUUUUAGUAGUUUGAUAAUGUCAAUAUUUGAAGCAAAUUCAUUUUUUCAAGUUCCCAAUCAUUAUUGAUUAGUUUGUUUAAUAAUUAAUCAACGAAACUAUGAAUAUAGUCGAAUUAUUAUAUUUCUUUAAGUUUCGAAUCAUUCUUUUUCUGUAGGUUUCAAAUUUUUUAUGUACAUGUCCUGUAUUUGUUUUGCUCAAUAGUGAAAAAAAUUAUGAUUUCAUCGAAUCAACAGUUUGUGAUGAUCAAGUUUUUGACAUAAAGGAUUCUGUAGCCUACUAUUGAGCAAUAACGAGUUAAUUGAGCUCUCAUGUUUGAGUGGGAAAAUUAAAAUGAUUAGAUUCAGUGAGAUUAACUUCAAACUGUCAGCUUUUUCCUUGUAAAUUACAUCGGUGAUAAUAAAAAAAUGAAAACUCUUUAUUAGACGGAGUUAAGAUUUGAAAGUAUUCUCUACCACUCAACCUUUAGGUGACUUUGUUUUCAAUGGCAGUGCUUCCCAUUUAAAAAAAUCUGACAGCUUAAAUUGUCUCUCUCUGUAGUGGGGUAUAUAAAUUUUUGUGAAUGGAGAUUAUGUAGAAAUAAAUUUGAAAAUUAGCAUUCUCCAUCAAUUUCCUAUGUAAUCGAAGACUGAAUUAUUACAAGAAAAAGCUUGAAUUUCAUUUUUAAGAUUUAUCCUGUGCUAAUUAUUAAAUUGCUGGUUAAUUUAUUGACGAUUUGAUUAGAGUUAUUUGGAUCUCCGUACCAACCGACUGUGUAAAAAUCUAUUUAUAGAAAAAUAUUUGUAUUUUUGUUUCUGCAUCCUCAAUUCCUGUUCCUUUGAUUAAUGACUUUUAUAAAAAUACUUGGUCAGAAAAUUAGUAAAAAAAAAA
Molecule: messenger RNA, 2311 nt
Organism: Nilaparvata lugens (brown planthopper)
Lineage: Eukaryota; Metazoa; Arthropoda; Insecta; Hemiptera; Delphacidae
Gene: TfIIFbeta
Product: general transcription factor IIF subunit 2
Exons: 7
Coding region: 320-1123 (267 amino acids)
Biological process (GO): transcription initiation at RNA polymerase II promoter; transcription by RNA polymerase II
Cellular component (GO): transcription factor TFIIF complex
Source: RefSeq, a predicted model, not a curated record